UGUUGUUCUCUUAUAAAUCAUCUCCAUAUUGCACAAACAAUAUACCACCAUUUUUUGCUAAAAUUAAAGGUCUCAUAUUAUGUCUCCAAUAAUUCAACCAGCCAUUAGUGUGAAAACACUUUCUGAAUUACCAAAUCUCAAAUCUAUCCCUUCAAAUUAUGUGAACUCUUCUAUCUAUCCAUCUGAUUCCCCUGCAUCUGAGCCACAUGAUUAUUCAGACUCCAUCCCCACCGUUGAUUUUUCCCUACUCACCUCCACUGAUCCUCAUCAACGGUCUGAAGCUAUCAACACCCUCAGUAAAGCUUGCCAAGAUUGGGGAUUUUUCAUGGUGGUGAACCAUGGGAUACCAGAAAAUUUGAUGAAGGAUGUGAUCGAUGGGACUGAAGGAUUUUUCAAUUUAAGAGAGGAAGAGAAGAAAGAGUUUGCAGGGAAAAAUGUGUUGGAUCCCAUAAGGUAUGGGACUAGCUUCAAUACCUCUAAGGAAAAAACUUUCUUCUGGAGGGACUAUCUUAAGGUCUUUGUGCAUCCUCAAUUUCACUCACCAAACAAACCCCAAGGAUACAGUGAUAUUAUGUGGGAGUAUUGUGAGAAAACUCGACAAGUAACAAAAGAAUUACUUGGAGGAAUAUCACAAGGUUUAGGACUUGAAGAAUGUUAUUUGGAAAGAACUCUAGAGAUGAAGUCAGGAUUUCAAAUUUUCAUUGCAAAUUAUUAUCCAUGUUGUCCUCAGCCAGAGCUAGCCCUUGGAUUGCCACCCCAUUCAGAUCAUGGUCUUUUAACUCUAAUUAUUCAAAACCAAGUUGGAGGAUUACAAGUUCAACAUCAAGGCAAAUGGAUUCAUGUCAAUGCACUUCCUAACUCCCUCUUUGUCAAUACCGGCGACCAUCUUGAGAUUUUUAGUAAUGGGAAAUACAAGAGCAAUGUACACAAAGUAGUUGUGAACAAAACAAGUCCAAGAAUAUCAGUGGUUGUUGCUCAUGGACCAUCACUAGAAGCAAUUGUAAGCCCUGCUUCCCAAUUGGUACAAAAUGAAAGUAACCCUCCAGCUUAUGUUCCAAUGAAGUACAAGGAUUACAUGGAGAUGCAGCAGAGUAAUCAAAUUCACAAAAAAUCCAUUUUGGAACAAGUCAAAAUUCAGAGGAACUGAAUGUUUUUUUUUAAAUAAUAUAUGUAAUGGGAAAUACUCGUGUAAUAAUGUAAGAAUUUGAAUGCAUGUAGUGAUGUUUAUCAUUAAA
This is a messenger RNA of Solanum dulcamara, 1235 nucleotides long. Its product is annotated as 2-oxoglutarate-dependent dioxygenase 19-like. Bases 80 to 1147 code for a protein of 355 amino acids. The record is from RefSeq and is a predicted model, not a curated record. Lineage: Eukaryota; Viridiplantae; Streptophyta; Magnoliopsida; Solanales; Solanaceae. The transcript has 4 exons.